This is a messenger RNA of Manis javanica (Malayan pangolin), 1960 nucleotides long. RefSeq names its product prolyl-tRNA synthetase 2, mitochondrial (gene PARS2). The record is from RefSeq and is a predicted model, not a curated record. Gene Ontology annotation, molecular function: ATP binding; proline-tRNA ligase activity. NCBI's taxonomy places the organism in Eukaryota, Metazoa, Chordata, Mammalia, Pholidota, Manidae. Gene Ontology annotation, biological process: prolyl-tRNA aminoacylation. Gene Ontology annotation, cellular component: mitochondrion; cytoplasm.
CUUUGUGAUUGGCGAGACGGAUAGGGGGCGGAGCUUGGGGCGGGUACGGCCGGGGCGCUUGCUCUCGGCCCGGCGUGGUGAUCCGGCCGGCGGCAUUGGCUGGGCCUCCUGUUGCAGUAAGAGGCAAGAGAAGUACUUUGAUCUGCUAGGGUAUCAGAAAUGAGAGGAUUUGCGUCUGCAAAACCAGUGGCUGUCACAGGCGGCUGUUGGAGACCAGACUGAGCCGGCCACUUCGUGGUGUAAGAACACAACCUUAUUUCUGCCUGGCUCAUUUUUCUCCAGGCACAAAUACUUCCCUGUGCCGGAGUGUCAUGGAAGGGCUGCUGACAGGAUGCAGAGCACUGCCUCCUCUGGCCAUCUGCAGCCACCAGCUCCCUGGGUGCAUUCCUCACAGGUUUCACUACUGUGCCCCAGGGAAAGGGAAGCGCUUGGUGCUCUCUCGUAUGUUCCAGCCCCAGAACCUUCGGGAAGACCAGGUGCUCUCUCCUGAAGGUAAAUCUGGUAGUCUGACCUGUAAGAGCCAGCGGCUGAUGCUACAGGUGGGUCUGAUCCACCAAGCAAGCCUGGGCUGUUACCACCUCCUGCCUUAUGCUGUCCGUGCCAUGGAGAAGCUCAUGCGAGUAAUAGACCAGGAGAUGCAGGCCAUUGGGGGGCAGAAGGUCAACAUGCCCAGCCUUUGCUCAGCAGACCUCUGGCGAGCCAGCAACCGGUGGGACUUGCUGGGCAAGGAGCUGCUGAGACUUCAAGACAGACACGGCAAGGAAUACUGCUUAGGACCAACUCACGAGGAAGCCAUUACAGCCUUGAUCGCCUCCCAGAAGACACUGUCCUACAGGCAGCUUCCAUUCCUGCUGUACCAGGUGACAAGGAAGUUUCGGGAUGAGCCCAGGCCCCGCUUUGGUCUGCUCCGAGGCCGAGAGUUUUACAUGAAGGACAUGUACACCUUUGACUCCUCCCCAGAGACUGCCCGGCAGACCUACAACCUGGUGUGUGAUGCCUACAGCGGCCUGUUUGACAGGCUGGGGCUGCAGUGUGUUAAGGUCCAAGCAGAUGUGGGCAGCAUUGGGGGCACCAUGUCUCAUGAGUUCCAGCUACCAGUUGAUGUCGGAGAGGACAGGUUUGCACUCUGCCCCAGCUGUAGCUUCUCGGCCAAUGUAGAGACACUAGACUUGUCACAAACAAACUGCCCAGCUUGUCAGGGACCUCUGACUGAAACCAAAGGUAUUGAGGUGGGACACACAUUUUACCUGGGCACCAAGUACUCCUCCAUUUUCAAUGCCCAGUUUAUCAACGACCACGGCAAGCUAGCCCUGGCUGAAAUGGGCUGCUAUGGCUUGGGUGUGACACGGAUCUUGGCUGCUGCCAUUGAAGUUCUCUCUACAGAAGACUGCAUUCGCUGGCCUGGCCUCCUGGCCCCUUACCAAGCCUGCCUCAUUCCCCCAAAGAAGGGCAGUAGGGAGGAGGCGGCUGAGGAGCUCGUGGGGCACCUGUAUGACCACAUCGCAGAGGCGGUGCCACAGCUUCGUGGGGAGGUCCUGCUGGAUGACAGAACACACCUGACCAUUGGAAACAGACUGAAGGAUGCCAACAAGUUUGGCUACCCCUUUGUGAUCAUUGCUGGCAGGAAGGCCCUGGAGGACCCUGCACAUUUUGAGGUUUGGUGCCAGAACACUGACGAGGUGGUCUUCCUCACCAGGGAAGGAGUCAUAGAAUUACUGAGCCAAGUGCAGGUGGUUUAAUGCUCCCCAGUGCACUCCUGCCCCAUCUCGCAGUCUCGCUGUUCACUCUGCCUUCUCCUGCCCUCUUUUCUGGCGCUGGUCUCUCCAGAAACAGGGCAGCUCAUGGAAGGUGAGACCAUGUUAGGGAAACCAAUGUUUUUUUUUAAUGCUUAAUAUCUUUUAUUAAAAGUUUAUGUAAGUUUUAGAAUGCUCAAUUUUUACAAGCGCUUUUUUUAUUUUUA